Endocarpon pusillum Z07020 is the source of this 2241-nucleotide messenger RNA. RefSeq lists its product as uncharacterized. The transcript is spliced from 5 exons. Gene Ontology annotation, cellular component: nucleus. Lineage: Eukaryota; Fungi; Ascomycota; Eurotiomycetes; Verrucariales; Verrucariaceae. Bases 1 to 2241 code for a protein of 746 amino acids. The record is from RefSeq and is a predicted model, not a curated record.
AUGUCCAAUGUCGGCGCUCUGCACGCCUUCCCUAGCAACAAGCCCCUUCACACCAUAGAAGAAUCAGGACACAGCGACUACGAACCCACUGAGCGAGGUGACUCAAGGCUGCAGUCGUAUGAGGACAUCUAUUACAAUCAAGCAGUGAGAUUGGCGGCAGAGGAAUGGCAGGCUUCUUCCUCCGACAAUUCCAGCAGGUCCGAUGAAGGCCGCGCCUCUCCCAGAGCAGAUGCUCGUUCCAGGUCAGGUCAACUGCGGCAUCGCACAAAUUCCAAUAAACAGGCUCCUUUCCAAGAAUCAGAAGGGUCAGAUCAUGCCUCGGCGCAGAGGAGCUCACCCAGAGAAUCUGGCACCUUCUCAGUUGAAGAAUCCAACACCGACGUCACAUCUGCCAUGCAACAGUCUCUAAGGGGUGAGCACUCGGAUAAUGAAAACCCCUUCGUCGCCCCAUCAGACGAAUUCGACCUGGCAGCGCCGGUCAAGAUUGGAAACGAUCUACAUGCUCUCGAAGCUCUUUGCGAUCUGUUAUUUGCUGGCGAACAUCUAAAGAAGAUCUUUGCAGAUCCAUCCUCACUGCUGGAUUUCACGGCUUUCCUCAGCGCUUGCCGGCCAAGAUCGAUUCCCAUGCUAAUGUACCACCUGGAUGCCGCAGAAGCUUUGAAAGCUGUCAAUUAUGCCAUCACAAUCGCAGAUUCUCUAGAAGCGAUACCAGGGCACGACUUUACGUCUGCGCCGACUAAGACAUCCAUGAACUCGGAAUUGGAAUUCAAAGCCGAAAAGGCGUUCAACGUCCUAGUCAAGGAAGAUCUUCCGGCCUUUGUGACUCAGCUGUAUGUACAGACGGUCAAGUCAAGCAUGAUGAGGCGUAUUGCAGGUCCUGCCGUACCACCCUCGAGGGAUGAGCCGGAGGGAAUGUUGGAGGUCUUCUGUCUGACCGACCCGUCGCGAACUGACAAUCCUAUCGUCUUCGCCUCAAAAGCAUUCCAUCAAAUGACUCAGUAUAGUAUGGGUUACGUUAUUGGACGCAAUUGCCGUUUUCUGCAGGGACCAAGGACAAACAAGGCCAGUAUCGAUCGUAUCCGCAAAGCAUUGGACGAAGGACGAGAUCAUUGCGACCUGAUCCUUAACUAUCGUAGAGAUGGGUCUCCUUUCCUAAAUGUAUUGAUGCUCGCUCAAUUGCGCGACGUCAGCGGAAAGAUCAGAUAUACUCUCGGCGCCCAGAUUGACGUCAGCAACGUUCUCCCUGACAGCGCCGAUCUAGAUGGCGAGGUCUCUCAAAGAGGCCCUCAAAUCGACUUCAUGGGUCCAACUGCUCCUCCAGAAGGGAGCAAGCCGAAAGACAAAUCUCAAGACCCACGUGAGAUGCUGGAUUCGCAGAACCAACACGAGGAUGGCGGUCGAAGGGCGCCGACGAUACAAGAACAAGCAGAUGACGAUGUCCGGUCAACGAACGGUAACUGGCAGCGUCCUGCAGCUCUCCUGCGAGGUCUUUCCUCCGCUUCCCUGUCAGAGUACGGUUCUGAAAGCUGGGUUAACAACAAACUGGGUGGAUUUUACCAGCAUUAUCUUCUCAUUCGACCUUAUCCAUCCCUACGUGUCCUCUUCGCCUCCCCCUCUUUGCGCCUACCCGGCAUAGUGCAGGCUCCUAUAAUAGACAAGAUUGGAGGUAGUCCUGAGGUCCGUGAGGAGCUCACCCAGGCCCUAGCACAAGGCAGAAGUGUCACUGCGAAGGUCCGUUGGGUGAUGAAACCAGGCGAUCGAGGUCGCAAUCGAUGGAUCGCCUUUACGCCACUCGUUGGCAGCCACGAUCAGAUUGGCGUCUGGAUAGCUAUCUUGGUCGAUGAAGAAUCGGAAAACGAACUGAGGCUGGCGCCUCCAGUGAAAUUUAGAGUCCCUGAAUUGAAGAGACCGGCGCCGGCUCCUCCGAAACAGCCAUCAGUGGUACCAGCCAAGGACAGAGUACCCGAUGCCAAGGCCUUUGAUGCGUACUUGGAAAAGCCUAUGCCGCCCUUGCCAGAGAGACCUGUCCCCUCACGAAAUGAGGAAUCGCCAGCCAGUAUCAGCCCAACGGCCACCUCCUUCCUACCUGAGAUUGACGAGGCUUACGAAAGUCUUGAAGUGCGUUUGCGGAAGAAACGGGAGCGCGACGCGGCGAGAUUGCUUGAAAAGAAUGGUGCUCCCAUCAAGCCGACAUACAAAUCUCUUUCACCCUACGCUUUCAUGAAUAAUGAUGGGCCUUGA